CAUUUCUGCCUACAAUAUGUCCUCCACAUAUUGAGUCUCCGAGGAGAAUGACAUGCGUUCAGGCUUGUUCCGCACUACAUCUACGAUCGUCGCGGUUGCGAGAUCGGGGCGGAUUGUUUGUGCGAGAAAGCUGUUCGAUGAAAUGCCGCAUAGAGAUUCCAUUGCUUGGAAUGCAAUGCUUGCUGGUUAUUCCCAAUCGGGUCAUGCCCAAGAAGCCCUCUCUCUUUUCUCUCACAUGAGGGUUGCCGACAUGGUGCCUGAUCAUUUCUCGUUCACCGCCGUCCUGAGUGCAUCAGCAGAUGCCGGCGAACUCUUGUAUGGAAAGAAGAUUCACGCACUCGUCAUUGGUCUCGGCUACCAAUCUUAUUUGCCCGUCUGCAAUUCACUCAUAGACAUGUACGGCAAAUGUUACUCUCCCGGCUGUGCUGUUCAGGUGUUUAAUGCUAUGAACCUCAGGAAUGAAGUUUCGUGGUGCUCCGCCUUAUUUGUUUAUGUGAAAGCCGGUCGGCUCGGUGAUGCCCAUGAGCUUUUCGAUAGCAUGCCCACAAGGGGGGAAUUUGCGUGGAAUAUUAUGAUUGCUGGCUAUGCUCAUUAUGGAGAGAUCGAAUUGUGUUUGAGCCUGUUCAAACAUAUGCAACGAGCUGCUUGCCGGCCCGACCUCUGCACAUUCACUGGCCUCAUGAACGCCUGUGCUGAAGUAGCAGAUCUUAGCUAUGGAAUCAUGGUGCAUGGUUGUAUCAUCAAAAGCGGUUGGAGCUUUGCAGUGGAGGCUAACAACUCAGUUUUAAGCUUUUACGCCAAACUAAGCUGCUUGCAUGAUGCUGUGAAGGCUUUUGCAUCUGCCACGACUAGAACCCAGGUUUCUUGGAAUGCCAUGAUCGAUGCUUUCAUGAAGGUUGGAGACAUUGACUGUGCUCUUGCUCUGUUUUGGCAGUCACCCGAGAAAAAUAUUAUAUCAUGGACGGCUAUGAUCUCAGGGUAUGCAAGGAACGGGCACGGAGAAGAGGCCAUUGUCUUUUUUGUUGACAUGAUGAGUAAUCUUAUCAAACCCGAUGACUUUACAUUUGGGGCUGUCCUUCACGCUUGUUCUAACUUAGCAGUUCUCGGGUGUGGUAGGAUGGUACAUGGCUCUGCAUUCCGCCAUGGUUUUCAUUCCUUGACCUAUGUGGGCAAUGGCUUAGUAAACAUGUACACCAAGUGUGGUGACUUACAAGGAUCAUGGCAAGCUUUUACUGAGAUAAUCAAUAAGGAUUUGGUCUCUUGGAAUGCAAUGCUAUUUGGGUUUGGGCUGCAUGGUAAAGCUUUUGAAGCUGUAAAGCUUUAUGAAGAGAUGGUUGGUUCUGGUCUAAGGCCUGAUAAAGUGACCUUCAUUGGGUUGUUGAUGACUUGUAGUCACUCAGGGCUAAUAGAGCAAGGCCUUGUGUUUUUUGAAUCAAUGGUAUCAGUUUAUGGACUUGCUCAAGAAGCAGAUCACAUAACUUGCAUGGUGGACAUGCUUGGCCGGGCUGGGUACUUGAAAGAAGCAAGAGAGUUGGUUGAGGAAUAUUCAAGUACAGUAAGUAUGAAGACUAGCUCAAAUGAAGCUCUUCUUGGUGCAUGUGUUGCGCAUGGAAAUGUGGGGCUUGGGGCAAUGGUAGGAGAGGAUUUGAUGAUCAUAGAACCUCAGAGAGAAGCUAGCUAUGUGCUACUGUCAAAUUUGUAUUGUGCAAGUGGACAAUGGAAGGAAGCAGAGAAGGUGCGGAAGGCAUUGGUGGAGCAAGGGGUAAAGAAGAUGCCUGCUUGUAGUUGGAUUGAAGUGGGAAACAGGGUUAUGGUCUUUGUAGCUGGGAAACAUUCAUAUCCUCACAUGGAAGACUUGUAUAAAAUAUUAAAUUUUGUAAAAUCUGAAAUGAGAAAUCCAAAUUUGUUUGGCUUUGAAAACUAUAAAGCAUUCCAUUCCUUGAAAGGAUGAAA
Molecule: messenger RNA, 1953 nt
Organism: Telopea speciosissima
Lineage: Eukaryota; Viridiplantae; Streptophyta; Magnoliopsida; Proteales; Proteaceae
Product: pentatricopeptide repeat-containing protein At2g36980, mitochondrial
Exons: 1
Coding region: 53-1951 (632 amino acids)
Biological process (GO): RNA modification
Molecular function (GO): protein binding; RNA binding
Source: RefSeq, a predicted model, not a curated record